GUUGAACCGAGCAAUGGUAAAGAUAUGGGAAAUCAACUGUCAUCGUGCAAAACGACAAAGACAAAGGAUGUGCUUGUACCUAAAUCAGAAAUUUCAAACGGCGGCAACGAUGAAAAAUCAAUUGAACAGAAAAAACAAACAAUUAGAUUAAUCAGACCAAGGAGACGAUUGAAUUGCUCUACUACCGAAUAUGUUGAGAGUCCAUUUCAUCCAAAAUCAAAACCGAUAAGAUUCGGCCAUUUGAUUCUCAGUGAUAUAGAUAGACGGAUCCAAAAAGGAUUGGAGAAUUUAAAGUUAGAUCGGGAACAUGAUGGUGAAGCAUUCAACAUUCCACAUUUCCUUCGAUAUUAUGCCAACAGUCUGCGUGGCAUGAAAAUAUAUUUAAAAUAUCAAUCAUCGAAUAUUUCGGAAAAUCAAUCAGAAAGAUUUCCAGAGUCGUCAUAUCUUAUCGAACAUGUCAAAUAUCUAAAGGUAUUUUUAAUUUGUCACCCGGCGAAAAGGGGAGACCCAUUCGUCAUGAUAAAGGAGAGCCAAGGAAAUCAUAUCAAGAAGAUGUUACGAAAGUCAAGACAGAGAGAAUUGUAUCCCAGGAUUCAAAUCGUCAGUGGGAAAUCAUACGCUAUGUUUAUGGGCAAAGAAUUUAUGCUAAUGUUGCAUCCUCCACCAAGAGAGGCAUGCCCUAGUGAUUUUGCAGAAGGUAAUGGAGAAAGACCUAUAGCGAUGGGACAUUAUACCAGAAUGUUGGAUACAAACCCACAAGUUAUCCUGGAGUGGGAGGCUUACGUAUACCACUGGUACAAUGAAGUCACCGGACCCCCUUUUUUGGUUGAAGAACUGAUGGAGUUAGGUUAUCCAGAGGUUGUAAUCUAAUCAAGAUGAUUCCUCGUUUAAAUUUGAUAUUUGAUAGUUUGUAUUUGUUCUCUAAAAAUUAUAUAUUAUAUUAUAUGAAGUAUUUUAAUAAUAAAAAAUAAAUGCAUUUGUUAAAUAAGUAUAGUUUCAAGUCUUUGUUGAAAAAGAUAGUUGUUUGUGUAUACGUGUUUGUCCAACAAUCAUUAAACACAAAUGAUGGAUUCGAUCUCAUGUUUACAA
This is a messenger RNA of Mytilus trossulus (common blue mussel), 1089 nucleotides long. RefSeq lists its product as uncharacterized. Lineage: Eukaryota; Metazoa; Mollusca; Bivalvia; Mytilida; Mytilidae. The transcript has 2 exons. The coding region runs from base 25 to 870 and encodes 281 amino acids. The record is from RefSeq and is a predicted model, not a curated record.